AUGGGGAUCCUCAAUUUUAUGUUGAUGUUAGAUAUAAAUAUUUCUCCUUCUCUAAAAGUUCUACUUUUUAGCUCUGCGACAAACGGAAUUGGGGGCUACUCGGUGCUGAUGAUCGACGACAUCGAUGAGGUCGAGAAAUCAUCCAAAUCGAUUCUUACUUCGGAUUUUUAAGGUUAACGGUGGCCUGGCUGAGGCAAUGAAAGAGCUGCCUUGGCUGACGGUCAUGCCCGUCCAAGGCCUCAAUUGUUUCUCCCUUCUGAAGUUCGACACGGUCGUUUUGUCGAGAAAAGGCCCUGGACUUGGUCGAAUCCAGGAUACUCCAGCAGUUGCACCGCGCUGGAGCCGCCAAUAAAAAGUUUAGGUACGGAAAAGUUGAACCUGAGUAAUUUUAAAAAUUUUCAUUUCGGGAGGGUUUGGUGAAGCCCUUAAUUACUGGAAAAAAAACGAACGGUUUCAGAAAGGUUUUACGGAGGAUCGGACAAAGUAAAACUUGUGAAAUCUUAACUUCUCUCAAGAUUGAAGUAACUGAACUGAAACGAGGAGAAUAGGACUUGAUAUAAGAUUUGAAACAAGUAAAAUAUACCAGUAGGUAUCAUAACGCACAGAAAAGUUCUAGAAGUUUGUAACCCACCCUUUUUUUGAACAAAAACUAGUUUCUUCAUUACACUUUGAAAAAAAAAAUUGCUCCGGAUUACACAUCGGCUGUUUCCCACUCAAGCCUUUUGCCCGCGAAAAAAGAACUUUGAAACGGACUGAAAUAGACCGGAUUUUUCAAGGGGUAGGCCGCUCCAUGGCUCCAUGGGGGUUGCCUACCAGCCGACGAAUGCUCCUCUUUUUUUUUUUGAAAAGCUAAAGUUUCACCUCAUUUUUUUCGAACUCCGAGAAAUUUUAAGUAUAUUGAACUUUAUAAAAUGAAGGAACGUUUUUUUUUCUAUAUGAUUCUUAGCCUUUGAGAACUACUUUGAGCUUUCCAGGAACCUGGCAAAAAAAUUCCAAUAAGUUAGCGUUAGUUUGAAUGAAAAAUUAUGAAACAAACUUGGUCUUUUUAAUUUUUAAAUCUGUACAAAAAAAAUCGGAAGACCUCUAUAGGGACCACUUAGAGUCUCAAAAAUAAAUCUCGUUUUUGAGUUAUGAAGCUUCAAAGUCCUCAAAAUACGCACAUUAGACAAAACGCGCUAAUUUAAGCUUUUGGAGCUUCAUAACUCGAAAACAAGAUCUAUUGCGAGAAGUUUUUUUUUGUUCUGCAAUCGGGAGGUCCUUAAGUAGCUUUCUGCAAAGUUUCAUUAAAAUUUUAACCGGGGGAUGUAAAAAGUUCCCUAAAAAGGGUUGAAUAAAACACAAAGAGAGGUGCUAAAACACGAUGAGAUAUCAUAAACACAGAGACAGUUCAAGGAGGGUAUUUAUAGGCGAAUCGAGAAAGGGUAUCGGGAGACCCUUAUGAGGUAUAUCUCAGGCUCUGAAUUCUAUCGAUGGUACCUCGAGUAUACCUCUGAGGAUUUUGAGCAAAAUGAGAGGGGCCUUGAGAGAGACUCGAAAUGGCUCAGAUAUAGCUAAAAGGUAUCCUGGAGGUCUCACGAUGGAUACCUUAUGGGGUUCUUCACGAUCCAUUUUGAGAGGUAUAGUCAAUGUUUCCCGACUUGAAAGGCGAGGGAGGUGGGGCAGGGGGCGUGACGCGUAGCGUGUGCGUUCGCGGUUCUUGGCACGUGUUCAAUUCAACCGCCAUCGACUCUUUGAAAUGCCCGUUUUUCGCUCUUUUCAUUCCUUUUUCAAUUAUUUAUCGAUUAUGUUCCUGUGUGCAUCAAAAAAUAGUAGAAAACAUUGAAAAAAAGCGGUUGCCGAGCUUUUUGAAUAGUCGGUGACAAUUGAACUGAACACGUGCCAGAAACCGCGAACGCACACGCUACGCGUCCCGCCCCUUGCCCCGCCUCCUUCGCCUUUCAAGUCGGGAAACAUUGACUAUACCUUCUCGAUUCGCCUGUGUUCUUCAUUACUGUUUGGACUUGAAAUAAGAAAGUCUGGUUUUUUAUUCCCUGAAAUAAUUUUCAAAACAAAUUUUUUUUGUUGAUCCUACCUGAUUCACGUAUUUUUAUAAAUUUAUUCUGAAGAAAUGAUUUUUUAGGUAUAUGGAUUACAAGGACAAGAUUCUGAACGAAGCCCGCGCCGAGGAUGAUCCCUACAUGCCCCCUGUUGUUUAAUUUUCAUCUUUUUUUGUCCCGAAGUCAUUGUAAUUAUUGAAAUUUCUUGUUUUAGGAUGUCCUAGCCUUUUUAAUUUUGUUAUUGUUAUCGGAAUAAAGUUUUCUUCAUUUUUUAUUUUGUUGAUUUACGAUUUUAAAGUGUUGUUACUAACAUCGCUGUUACUUGAUUUUUUUCAUUUUUUUAUAAUUAUUUGAGUUUUUUUGCUUUUUUUCAGUUUUUAAGAUAGAUAAUUUUGUGAAUAUGAUCAUUAAUUUUUUUACUGGAAUUGGAAAAUAAGAGCGGCUAGAAAUUUUCGUGCAUUUUUGAAAUUUUUCAGAAGAUUUUUAAAGAUUUGAAGGUCGCUAAGUUCUAUUAUAUCAUAGUGUUUCGUGGAGAAUCCAAAAAAAGUGUUUCAAAGAUGAUAGACGAGUUUGAUUAUUUUUCAAAAAGAUUUUUUUGGCAUUUUUCAUUUUUUUAUCUGGUUUUUUUAAUAGCCAUAUUUUGUUUCAAAAAAAGUUUUUGCAUGACUAAAAAAACUGAAAUCUGCUUUAUAAAACUGUUUUUCAUGCACCUUUUGAACAGUUUAACAAGAAUUUUUGAACAAAAUUGAUUUUUUGAAUCUUUUUGAAACAGGAUGUUAUAAAAUCACAAAAUGAAACAUUCUGAAAUGACUCAAAAUUAACCGAACUCGUUCAGAUGAGCGUCCCUGGAGAAGGCUCCUUGAUGCUCUCCCCCGCCACGGCCUCGACUUCCUCUUCCAGUAACAUUUCCGUCAUUUCGACGUCCAGCGGCUCCAUCAUCUCCGUCAGCGGAGGAGGGAUCGGGCCGAUGCCCGUGCCGGUGGAAAAAGUCCGGAAAAAGUGUCCCUUUGGCGACGACUACAUCCAGAAGCUGACUCGGCUCAUGUUCAGCCAGGAGGCCGAUGCGGGCGACGAACUCGAGAAGAAUCGUUGAGGCGGUUCGUAGAUAUUGAACUUGGGCGGGGGUGUUGACGGAAGUGAUUUCCAAGGUUAGCUUGGGACUUGAAGAGACGUCUGCGCUCUCUACCUACCAGACACUAUUUUUUUUUAAUCGUGUCAGGACCUUUUCGAUGGCCCAAGCUAGCCGUUGAUUAGCUGUAACUUGAGACUUAAAGGGGCGUGGCCUGUCUGCGCUCUCCAUCAAUCAGACACUGCCUCUGUCCUUAUCGUGUCAGGAUCCUUUUUCGAAGGCUCAACCUGGCCAUGGAUCAGCUGUAACUUGGGACUUGAAGAGGCGUGGCCUGUCUAUUCUACCCACCAAUUAAUCGCUAUCCCUUUUCUUAUCAUAUCAACUCUUUUUUCGAUGGCCCAAGCUAGCCGUGGAUGAGCUAUAGCUUAGGACUUGAAGAGGCGUGGCCUUGUCUGCGCUCUCCCCCAUUGCGAACUGUCUCUUUCUCAAUCGUGUCAAGGCCCAAUUUUUUCAAAGGCCCUUGAAGAGGCGUCUGCGCUCUCUACCUACCAGGCACUAUCUCUUUUUCAAUAGGGUCAGGACCUUUUUUCGACGGCCCAAGCUCGCCGUGGAUGAGGUAUAGCUUGGGACUUGGAAAGAUGUGGCCUUUCUGCGAUUUCACCCAACUGGGAACUAUCUCUUUUUCAAUCGUGUUAGGACCCUUUUUUUUCGAUGGCCCAAGCUAGCCGUAGAUUAGCUUUAACUUGGGACUUAAAGAAGCGCGGCCUACCUGCGCUCUCCUCCAACCAGACACUAUCUAUUUUCUUAUCGUGUCGGGACCCAUUUUUAACGGCCCGAGCUAGUCGUGGAUCAGCUAUAGCUUGGGACUUGAGGAGGCGUGGCCUUGUCUGCGCUCUCUACCAACCAAACACUAUCUUUUUGUGCCAGGGCCCAUUUUCCGAUGGCCCAAACUAGAAUUGUGAGAAAACUGGUGCGACGUUUCAAAUCUUUAUUUGACGGGUCACGCCCCAUAUUAACCGUGAAUCAUUGAUAUUUUCCAGGCCUACGCGAAAACCGACGUGGCGCCGGAGGAUUUAUGGAUGGAGCCCGAAGAUUUGGACCGAGGAUCCGGCGGUUCAGCCAGCAAGUCGUCGAAUUCGCCCUAUGGACCGAACUCAAAACGGAUCACUGGCACGCAGAGGAUCCAGGCUCCGCCCAUGACCGUGAAGAGGAAAAUCAUCGAAAUGCCCAUCGAAGCGCCUAAACAGGUGCUUCAGGAGGACGGAAAUUAUUUUCGUCAGAAAUUUUUGGAUUUUAUUGAUUGAUAAGAGAAGGUGUAGCAAGAAGCUUACCGGACAGGAAAAAAACGAAGAAAAAAAUGAAUAAAUGUUUUUCUUCUCAUAUUUAAUCUUUUUCGAACGCUUCAAAAAGUUUCAAAGUCUUCAGUAUUUUGGAAAAAAAUUUCUUUUUUCCAGAAGAAAAUCCGUGAUAAAGAAGCAGGCUCCGAUCAUUGAUGACUCGAAGGACGAACCAGAAAAGGUCUUUUCCGAAAUAAAUUCUCCUGAAAGUAUCAUUUUUAGCCUUGCAAAGCAUGCGCCGGCCAGAGUUCCACAUCGACAAACGCGAUUUUGACUUGUGACGGUUGUUCAGACGCGUAUCACAUGAAGUGAGUAUGGAAAAAAUGGAGCAGUGGUCUGUGGUCUUGUUUCUGGUUCAAAGGGUCAUAGGUUCUGAUUCCUGUCGCCAGGAGAAUCUUGAGGUUUUGGGAGGGGGGAGUAUUUUCAGUUCAUCUUGGCUUAUUUUUCAAUUUUUAACCGUUUUAACAAUAAAACUUAGUACCUUAAAUCAGUUAGUUGUCUUAAUUGUCCUUAGGGAUCUUGAAAGCUCCAAUCUAGACUAGCGCAGUGGCUUAUGGGCUGUUUUUUGGUUCGAAGGGUCCCCAGGCCAAUUUCGAGUUUUGGGAGAUUUACCAGUUUACCUUAACUUAUUCCUCCAUUUUUUCGAUUUAAAAACUUUGCUCAUACUUUAAGUCAGUUCCUAGUUGGUUUUAGGAGUAUUAAAAGAUAUUUUCUAGACUAGCGCAGUGGUUUGAAGGCUUGAGUGUUGUUCAAGAGGUAACUGGUUCGGUUCCUGUCGCCAGGAGAAUCUCGAAUUUUGUGAAGUAUUUUCAGUUCACUUUGACUUAUUCUUUCAAUUUCGGGGUUAAAACUUGGGUUUUUAAUUGUUCUGAGGAAUCUUAGAAGCUCUUAAAAGGGCUAGCGCAGUGGUUUAUUUUAUGGUCUUGUUUCUAGUUCGAUGGGUCAUUGGUUCAGUUCCUGACGGCAGGAGAACCUGGAGGGAUGGUUUAUUUCCAGUUCACCCAAACUUAUUUGUUCGUUUUAACUACCACUCUUAGCACUUUAAAUCCGUUCCUAGUAUUAGAUCGGUUCCCGUCUCCGCCAAGAGAGUGGGGAAGUUUGGAAGUAGGGAUCCUUAUCAGUUUACUUUGAUUUAUUUCUUUAUUUUUUCACAUUAUGACUUGAUCUCCACAUUAAGUCUGUUCCUAGUUUUUCUUGGGAGUCUUGAACGCUUCUAUCUAGGUUAGCGCAGUGGUUUUGAGCUUUUCUAUCACUCAAAGGGUCUCAGGUUCCAUCCCUCGUCUUUGCCAGGAGAGUGGGAGGCUUUAGGCGCAAAAAGUUGGCUAUUUGAAAGUUUUUUUUAAUACUGAAUGGUAUGUUACACAUCGAAUUAGUUACCCUAGCUUUGAUGGAGCUUUUCGAAGGGAUAGCGCAGUGAUUUUCAUAGGUAACUUCUAUUCAAGAGGUCGCAGGUUCAGUCCCUAUGGGCAUCAAAAUCUUCUUUUUAGAAGGGGAAGGCGUUUUGAAUUUUUUGAGGGCCGUAGAAAACCAGCUCCUAACUUCUAUUAGGGAUUUUCGAUUUUUUCUAUGAGUCAAUUUUUUGGGAAAGAGGAAGUGUUAAUCAAACUUGUGACCUUUUGAAGAAUAGCCAAGCGUUCAAACAACUGCGCAACGACCAGAAUUCUUCAAAUGGUAAAAAAACCGGAUUUUUACAGAUGCCAUCAGCCUCCAAUCACUUCAGAUCAAGCAAACGACCUGAGAUUCAUCUUCCUUUGUUCCGAAUGUAAUGGAAAUCCGAGAUCCAAGGUUUUUUCAACACUUUAAAGGGAAUAAUAUUUCUAUUUUCCAGCCCUCUUCCCGGUCCCAAAGUCCCAAGCCGAAAAUUGAAAAAGAGGAGAAAAUGAAGGAGAAAAAGGCGAAUAAGGUUAAAAUAUUCCAGGAUUUUUAAAGCGAUAAAAAGUUUCAGACGAGUAAAGCAACAUUGAGCGCCACUUUCGAAGAGUACAAAGAAGAAAAGUUGGUUUUUCCAGUUUUGAAGGAAUUUUAGAAUCGGGAUUUCAGAAGAACGGAUGAACGCGAUGCAGGGCAAACUUUGACGCAACCAUUUUAUUUUUCCUUGAUUGUAUGA
Molecule: messenger RNA, 6549 nt
Organism: Caenorhabditis auriculariae
Lineage: Eukaryota; Metazoa; Nematoda; Chromadorea; Rhabditida; Rhabditidae
Source: the annotation of a GenBank genome assembly